Linum trigynum is the source of this 1997-nucleotide messenger RNA. NCBI's taxonomy places the organism in Eukaryota, Viridiplantae, Streptophyta, Magnoliopsida, Malpighiales, Linaceae. The record is from the annotation of a GenBank genome assembly.
AGCUAUUGUUGAUGAUAUUAUUUUAUAAUUUUCAAGUGUUAUCUCCUUUCGUGUAUUUGUAAUUUGAGAAUAAGCGUCAUAAUCAUUCGAGUAUAUGCAAUUUAGCAAGAUAAAAUUAGGUGGGCUUAGUUAGUUACCAUGAGUAAUUACGAGGGCAACAUCAUCCAAAAGGAGGAGAAUUAUAUUUGACUCUGGUCGCAUAACAAAAUAUUUACUAAUAUAUUUUGGAGCAUCCGUCAUCUGAUAAAUGACUAGUUGAUGAUAUUCUGUUUACUUUCAGGUGUUCACUAAUUUCGUAUAUUUGUCAUUUGAGAAUAGGUGUUAUAAUAUAGCCUUGAUUGCAUGCCAUUUAUCAGGGUAGAUGGACGGUCCCAGAAUAUCAAAAGAGGGUUAUCUUUUAGAGAGGUGUGUGUUUAGUAACUAUGAACUUGCUCACUUGAUUGCAUUAAAAAAUGACUUGAGUUGAGAGGUUAGUUUGAUGAUGAGGAACAAAAGUUUAGGGACUAAACUUGUCGAGAAAAAAGUUCAGGGACAAAAAGGUUAUUAUAAUAACACUUGUAUCUCUUAACAAGCAAUGGCCCAAUCCAAGUUGGCAAUAGCCCAAUUCCACUCCAGCUCGAAAUUGACGCCUUAUAAGGGCUUACGGCCCGCUGUUGUGAACUGAAUAUGGGCCACACAUUCUGGCUUCCUGGGAGGUUUCAUUUUACCACGCUCCUUAUGGAUUCAUGAUCAUCCAUCUUGCCGCAAGAUUCUUGCACGUUCAUCGAAUUCAGGUUAUUGCCCGUUCGUUAAUGGAGUCUCUCCGAACUCGCGAAUCUACCGGCGACGGCGGGGACGGAGAAGACGAUCUUCAGCUGCUUGAGCGAGAACUGGAUCGCACCCGAGCUUCGAUUCAGAUGCUGAAUGUUAGCUUGAAUGAACAGAAUCGGAGAAAGGCUGAUGUUCUGAGCGAAUCGCAGAAGUUGCGAGAGAGAAUUGAUGGUUCUGGUUGUAAUGCAACCGUUGAUAAACUGAUUCCGAUUCUCGAAUCAUUGAAGAGCUUAGAGAAUGAAGAAUGUGUGCUACGAGCUGAUUAUGAUGCGAGACGUGCUGGAUUAGAAGCCGAGGUUUGCGAAUUGGAGGACAAGGUGGAAUCUGGUUCUCACAGUGAGAGCCUGGAUAGUUUGCUGGAAAUGUCAUUGGAGAAAUUAGAUUCAGCAAAGAAGGAACUGGCAGGUAGACUGAGGGCCGUACUGUUAGUGAAGCGUCAGAUUGAUGAUGUGGCGACUCAAGCAGAAGUUAUCCAGUAUGAUCGUAGACUUUCUGAACUCAAUGCUUAUAUCCAGGAGAAGCACCAACAAACCCGUAAAUACUAUGAUACCUAUAAUGCUCUGUUGGAGAUUAAAGACUUGAUGCUAAAAGAAACUUCCUUAUUGAACUCAAUAAAUUCCCAGUUCCAGGAUGCAAUUACUAGUGCUGACGGUCGCAUCAAACUCAUAGCUUCAAUGGAGGGAAUUGUGAAGAACAGUCAACAGAAGCUACGAAAGUUGGAGAAUGGACUUGAUGAGGAGCAGAUGACUCUCAGCAAUCUCAAGAAGAAGUAUGCUGCUGCAAUGUCGGAGCAAAGGCAUUGCUAUUCUCUGUUGAAAGCAUUUCAGGAGGAAUGUUCAAAGAAUGAGAGGCUCCGAGGUCAAUCUGCAGCUUAGGAAACCCAGCGCGUUACGGAAAAAGAUAUAUGUAUGUCCGAUUAAGAUUCUUUUCUAUGUAAUCACAGAACAUGAUGGGUGUCUUGUUCAUGCAGCUGAAACCUAUGGUUGGAUUUCUUGUAACUGCAAGUUAUCGUCGUCCUCCUUGUUUGCUUUCUCCGUCCCAUCGUUGAAUAAAUUCGGGUCCUCGGAACACUCCAAUUUAAUUAAUCUUUCGCUAUUGAAUAGUUACAGCUAAUUAAACAAUUCAGAAUGAGGUGGCAUGAUCUUUUACUUUGUAAAGAAUACUACCAAUAGAUUGCGACUUGAGGU